UACAGCAUACUGUAAAGGGCUGCUAUUAGCCUAAUCUUCUGCACUGCUGCCUAACUUAGAGGCAUUGGCUGAUCGCGGAGGGCAGCUCGAGCGAAGUUGACCCGUUGCCCGUUAAUCAACUAUGAAGAAGGAGAAGCCGCCUCCUGCAAGAAGCCGAACAUCUGCUCUGCUAUUCGGAAGUAAUGUUGUCACAGCACUCAAAAUCUCGAGACAAAUAUGGGAUACCCAUCAUGGGACGGAGAAGCAUCGAUCGUGCAGAGAAAAUCAAGCAGCAGUACGAUCGAGCUUGCGCCAGAGAGAAGCUCUUGGUUUCAACCGCCAAGAUCCGUGUUCUUCUAGAGCAGAUUGCCUUCGUUGAGAGAUGGUUGAUGCCUUAUUUACGGCCGUUGGAAGAAUCCUUGGCUGCGCCGCUAGCAAGUAAAAGCAUCGACGACACUCCUGACCGACUUGUGGAGGAGGAAGUCGCGAUCUUGACGGACAUGCUCGAACCAGCCCAGCAAAGAUGGAACGAAGUCGCCAAGGCUGUGUCAAUCAUCAUGACAUACACAAUGAGACUGGUCACAGAAGAUUUUCCUGACGCGGUGGAGAAAGAUGCUAGGUACCGGCCUUCCUCACUCAUCCGAGUGUGGACUGACAAAUCUUACUGUCCCUAUGAUGCUGACCUCGGGUUUCGAUGUCCUGGUUGGGCGUCCGGCGAACGCUUUGCGAGCUUCCAAGAUCUGCAAGAUAGAGAUAUCCUCACAACAAAGAGCUUGAGAGAUCAUUGCGAAAACAGGCAUAAUACCUCAAAUCGAUCGGUUUGGGUAUCUAUGACGGAUGACGUGUCAUGGGUAUUGGAACACGCGGAGCAGUACCGCUGGGACAGGACUCCAGACUGCCGUGUCGCACUUAUCAGUACCGACCGGCUCGACGAAUGCAACGUUCUCUGGGAUCAAUCAGACACCCUGGUGAAACGUGCUCACGGAUAUACAUGGAGCCCCUACCGCCCGGAUGGUGUGAUGUAUGCAUGGAACGGACACUUUCUAGCCCCUGCGUGGAUUCCAGAGCAGUGUAUUGUCGCCAUAUGAACCUUCAAAGGUUUGCUGCAGCUUUGCAAAGAGCGUGAUAUUCACGAAAACUGCCACGACAUCGUACCCCCUCAUACGCUUCUUCGACCAACGGUGUCACAUGAUGAGACGGUCGCGGACGGCUUGAACGACGCAAUGAACAAUCUCAGAGUCUGAAGAUUGUUUACGGCAAGAUCUGUGAACACUAUUUGAUUGGGAUCAACGGCACCAGCUAUUA
Exophiala viscosa is the source of this 1284-nucleotide messenger RNA. RefSeq lists its product as uncharacterized. The transcript is spliced from 2 exons. The coding region runs from base 183 to 1067 and encodes 294 amino acids. Lineage: Eukaryota; Fungi; Ascomycota; Eurotiomycetes; Chaetothyriales; Herpotrichiellaceae. The record is from RefSeq and is a predicted model, not a curated record.